AUGGCCAACGCCUUUGUCGGCCUGCCCGUCCUCAUCCGCCUCAAGGGCGACACGUCGGCCUUCGUCACGGGCGUCCUCUCGUCCCUCGACCCGCUCGCAGGCUCUCUCACCCUCACUGAAGCUCGAAGCAGCGUCGGCGGCCAGGAGCGCCUCGAGGGCAUCCGCAUCCUCUCGCGCUCAGAGGUCGCAGGCCUCGAGCUCCUGAGCGUCAGCCGCACAGACUCGCCUGCAGCAGCACCACGACAGGCAUCGAGCCAGUCGACCCACCCCUCGCAGCAGCGCCAGCAUCAGCAGCCGUACGCCUCGACGCACUCGCCCAUUCCCUCGCCAGCUCCUUCGCCCUCGCCGAUCACGGGCUCGCCCCGGCCGGCCAAGCAGCGCCAGCGUGGUCAACGCGGCGGGCGGCGCAUCCACAGCCUCAAGGAGCCGCUCGAGUCGGAGGACGGCGACGAGUCGGACCUGUCGCGCGUCUCGAACGAGCCUCGGCGCCAUCAGCAGCAGCCUCAGUCGAGCGGUCUGAUCGAGGACUUUGAUUUUGGGGCCGGCCUCGCGAGCUUCAACAAGCACGAGGUCUUUGAGCAGAUCCGGAGCAACGACGACACGGACCCGGCUCUGCGCCUCGUCGCGCACAACCGCAACCCGUCGGCCCGUCCAGCCUCGCAGGCCAAGCUCCUCCCGACCGAGUCGGUCCUGUCGCCGUCCGAGCUCGUCGCGCAGCAGGCCGAGCGCCGCGACGUGCACGCACGCGUGCGGCAGCAGGCGGCGGUGCGCGAACCCGAGGGGGCGGGAGUCGGGGACAAGGGCGGCGAGAGGAGCGCCGAGGAGAGGCUCGUCGAGGUGCAGCGCCAGGUGGCCGAGCUCGCGGUCGAGGGCGACGGCGGCGAGCUGCAGGACGGCGUCGUGACGAAGCUCGUCACGAGCGUGGGCGUCGAGGUGCCGACAGUGUCGUCGAGGCAGUGGAAGGAGGCUCUCUCGAUCGCCGAGAUCGAGUCGUUCCCGACCUCGUCGCAGCGCCUCGAGGCCUCGUCGCACGCCCUGACGACCUACAUCCUCACCCACCUCUCCCUGCACCACUCGCUCCUUCCGCCGCCGCCCUCGCCCACGUCCUCGUCGACCAAGCCGACUCGCCCGUCCAUCUCGCUCCUCUGCAGCGCCGACAUCAAGGGCUUGAUCGCCCUGAGGGCCGGCACGACGCUGGCCAACCGCGGGUGCAGGGUCGUCGCGCUCGUCGAGGACGGCAGCGCGGGCUCGGGCGCCGAGGAGUGGAGGACGGCCGUCAGGGUGCUCAGCUCUGCGGGAGGCAGGAUCGUGCGCGACGUCCAAGACCUGCCCUCGUCGGCUCACCUCAUCAUCGACGCCCUCUCGACGUCGCCCUCGACCCUUGACGGCGAGCGCCCAUCGUCGGCGCUGACGAGCCCUCGACUCGAGUCGCCCUCGGCCUUCUCGUCCAUCGGCGGCGGCUCGGCAUUCGCGGCAUCGGCGGCGGCCUGGGCGCAACAGCAGCAGGCCAAGGACCGUGCGCCGGUGCUGCUCAGCAUCGACGUGCCGUACGGCGUCGACCCGGACAGCGGCGCUCCCAUCGACCCCUCCCUCGCGCCUCUCGCCCCCUCGCACCUCCUCGCGCUCGGCCUCCCGCGCCGGGCCCUCCUCGCCCUCGGCAGCUCGCGCCCGGCCCUCGCGCUCGCCGACAUCGGGUUCCCGCCGGCCCUCUGGGCGCGCGUCGGCGUCGUCGACGAGGUGGACGAGGUGAGGGGCCUGUGGGGCGUCGAAGACGUCGUCGAGCUCGAGAGGCGGUGA
Messenger RNA from Rhodotorula graminis WP1, 1797 nucleotides. RefSeq lists its product as uncharacterized. The record is from RefSeq and is a predicted model, not a curated record. Lineage: Eukaryota; Fungi; Basidiomycota; Microbotryomycetes; Sporidiobolales; Sporidiobolaceae. Gene Ontology annotation, molecular function: mRNA binding. Gene Ontology annotation, biological process: P-body assembly; deadenylation-independent decapping of nuclear-transcribed mRNA. The transcript has 8 exons. Gene Ontology annotation, cellular component: P-body. Bases 1 to 1797 code for a protein of 598 amino acids.